CUUAGAAAUAGGGAGGAAAGGAUGGAAGAGAUGGAGGAGGGACGGAGCUCUGGCAGUGGCCGGGCUUGGGUGGCCGGACGUCGAUGACCACCUGACCGCAUGGCAGCCGGCGGCUGUUGCAGUGGCCGGCGGGAAGGAAGACCGAGAGCUCUCGGUUUGGCUCGGAACAGGGGUAGACAUACUUCGGUUUAACUAGAAAUGGAAGAAUAGAGAGAAGAGUGACUCACCGGCAUGCUGAUGGAGAGGAGGAUCUCGGCCGAGGAUGGCUUGGUCCGGCGGUCAAGUGGCUGUGGCGGCGGCGCUUCUGGCAACCAAGUGGAUCUCGGAACAAAGGGAAAGGAGGGGAGAGAAAUCUCGGUGGUGGUUCUUGGCCGGGAUGGCACGUCGGCCACCGGAGAAGGAGGAGAAGGAGGGAGGAGACGGAGGAGAGAGAAGAGAGGGAGCUCGGCGGUGGGUCAAUGGCAGAGGAAGAGGGGGUUCUUAUAGUGGGUUUCCGAGGGGCGGUCGGCCCGUUCACGAAUCGCGGCGGUUGAGUGGGAUCGACGGCCGUUCAAGCGGCCGCGGGGCGGCCGCGGGGGGGCUGCAGCGCUGCCGGCCGUUACGCCCCGAGGAACAUGGAGCAGAGGAUCGCGAUUCGCUUUUCCUUUGGGCCAAGGGCUGGAGUCGGAGGGUCUGCCGACUUCAGCCCAUUCAAGCCCUAGUCUCACAGCAAUGGUGGGAGAUGUGACCAACAUCAUUUUAGAUCCAAUUCUGAUAUAUGCUUUACACCUGGGAGUCAGUGGUGCAGCUAUUGCCCAUGUUAUUUCUCGGUGCCUUAUUACAUUGAUAUUGUUAUCCAGACUAGUGAAACAAGUUAAUGUCGUGCCACCUAGUAUCAAAGCCCUGAAAUUUAGUCGAUUCCUCAGAUGUGGAUUUCUGCUUCUAGCGAGGGUGAUAGCUGUAACAUUCUGUGUAACGCUAGGAGCAUCAUUGGCUGCACGCCACGGACCAAUUAUUAUGGCAGCAUUUCAGAUAUGCUUGCAGGUUUGGUUGGCUACAUCUCUCCGAGAUGGUCUGGCCGUUGCAGGACAGGCAAUACUUGCCAGUGCAUUUGCGAGAGGGGACUAUCACAAGGUAGUAGCUGCUACAGCUCGUGUAUUACAGUUAAGCAUUGUACCGGGAAUGGCCCUCACACUUCUGCUAGGAGUUGGACUGCAGUUUGGAUCAGGAAUAUUCACAAAAGACAUUAAUGUGAUACAUAUAAUUCACAAAGGAAUUCCGUUUGUUGCUGGUACACAAACGCUUAAUUCAUUGGCCUUUGUAUUUGAUGGCAUCAACUUUGGAGCAUCUGAUUACACAUUUUCUGCUUAUUCUAUGGUUGCCGUUGCUGCUGUUAGCAUUCCAUGCCUGAUAUAUCUUUCUUCAACUCAUGGAUUCAUUGGAAUAUGGACUGCACUAACAAUCUUCAUGAGUGUAAGAACGUUUGCCAGUGCUUGGAGGUGACUGUAUCCUUUCUUGUGUUAACUUCCGUGCUGUUCAUCCAUUGAUGUAGUUCCCUCAAUUCUCUGUUGCUGUUAGUGCUGAGGGUGUGGCGAAGGUGGCAUUUAGUAUCCUUGGUGUUCAUAAAGCUUGCAACUGAAAUCUCUGGUGCACAGGUUAGUAGGAAUAAUCCUGGAAAUUGGUCUUUAAGAUGUCUUUCCCCGGACCUAUGAUCUUUCUAGAAAGCUAUUUCUUUGCCAUCUCCAUAUUGAAAGGUUACCCUGACUCUGAAGAUGCUAGUCACCAUCACCACACUUCGCCAAACAGCCGGCGCUUGCUUGAUAUCUUUGCUUUCAGUUUGAGUAGGUAGUUUGUUUUUGUAGUGAAGUCUCCUAAUCACCUCUUUCCAUGGUUGGAGAUGCUCUCCGAAGAAGUUCCACCAUGGUUUGAUCAGUAAACAUGAUAACAUCAUCUAAUCGUAUAUAAAGAAAAGGUCUUUUAACAAACAACUUAAGAUGACAAUUAGUAGAAUGUUGUGCAGCUGUUACUUCAAAAACACAAAAAUGUCAGAAGGUUUCCAUUGUUUUGUUACCCAGUAAUGACUUGAUUAUAUGCUCUGGUCAAGUCAUAAACAUGCCUACUUCUAAAAACUCGUUUCCAUGAUAGAAUAUGCCUAAUGUGUUAAGUUGGAUUGCAACAAAGUCACAUGACAAUGGAAAAACCACACGUUUCAUGAGAACAGGGAGAACCUUUGCCCAGACUCUUGUGCUGGAAAGCUGAAAAAAGGCAUCCUUCAGAUAAAACUACAUUGCUGGAAUUUCCUCUCUCUCUCUCUCUCUCUCUCCACCCCCACUCCUGUAUAAACGACAAUAACUGCCCUUAUUUAUGGUACCAUCUAUCCAGGACUCAAAACUCAUUUGUUUCUGCUUGUCCUUUGCGGGAUGGGGGCAGCAAGGGGGCCCUGGACUUUCAUCCGGAGAUGAUUUAUACUCCCUUGUGACAAAGAUCAAUGACUUUGCUUAGGAAGUUAUAAUUAAUGUGGACUAAACAAUAUGUGUACUAUGUUUACGUCACUUUUUGUUGCACAUGGACUUCUUUUCUUAUAGUCGUUAUACAUGUAAUAUGGAGGCUGAGGCUCUUGUCAUAUCAUGUCUGUCCUUGAUGUUGAGUAAA
Messenger RNA from Phoenix dactylifera (date palm), 2631 nucleotides. The record is from RefSeq and is a predicted model, not a curated record. NCBI's taxonomy places the organism in Eukaryota, Viridiplantae, Streptophyta, Magnoliopsida, Arecales, Arecaceae.